AUGGCAACAACAUCUCUAUGUCCCGAUUGUGAUAAACAAGAAGGUAUCGUACCUUGUCUGGGAUGUAAGAAGAUUUUUUGUGUUAAACACUUUCAAACUCAUCGUCAGAAUCUUUCGGUUGAAUUGGACAAUGUCGUUACACGACGAAAUACCUUACAAGAAUAUUAUUAUGAAACCAUUGUUCCGACAUUUGAUCCAACGAAAUUCGGUGCUUGGAAUACAGUCGAUGAAUGGGAACAGAAAAUGCACGAACAAGUGAGACAAACUGCAGAUGAAGCAAGAAAGCAACUAGAUGCAUUUUCUAAACAAGCACGAAACAAGAUCGAGCAUCAACUGAACGCAAUAACUGAAACGAUUCAACAGAAAAUGGAGCGAGAAAAUUUUGUUGAGGAAGAUAUAGAACAAUUAACUAAUAAAAUCGAUCGAAUUGAUGAAGGAAUUCAGAAUAAUAAGUACCAUCCUCCAAUUGAAGUGACUUCUGAGCCAAUCGAUUGGAAAACUGCGAUACAAAUCAAACUUAUUACAGAAAAUGGUACAAAACCUGAAAAACAAGAACCAAUAGUUAUCCCACCGCCUUCGUCUGCGGUUGCAAUAACAACGAAAUCGGAUUAUCCACGAUCGCUCCAACGAAAAUGCUUUACUUGUGGAACAGAUACAUGGCAAAAAGAAUGUAAAUGUUGUAGUCAAGUGUACUGUGGUUGGCAUUUGAAACGACAUGCUGUCAGUUCGAAAAAACAUUGA
Molecule: messenger RNA, 741 nt
Organism: Adineta ricciae
Lineage: Eukaryota; Metazoa; Rotifera; Eurotatoria; Adinetida; Adinetidae
Source: the annotation of a GenBank genome assembly